Molecule: messenger RNA, 9700 nt
Organism: Sycon ciliatum
Lineage: Eukaryota; Metazoa; Porifera; Calcarea; Leucosolenida; Sycettidae
Exons: 39
Coding region: 119-8287 (2722 amino acids)
Molecular function (GO): calcium ion binding
Source: RefSeq, a predicted model, not a curated record
AUGCGCGGUGGGUGAAAUACCACUUCCCAACCCUGCCGGCGGCUCUGACACCUGCAAUGCGCUGGGUAGUUUGCUGAUCGCUCUACCCAAUAUCAAUAGCCUAACCUUAUAUGACCUGAUGAUUACAACCAUUGCUGGUAGCAACCCUUCUGAAGUUGUCAAUCUGAAAAACCAGACGCUGUCAUCCACUUAUCGUCCUAGCGCUAUUCCAGCAGGCCUUGCUGCCACAACACAGGUCAUAGUUGCUGUGUUUGCAGUGGGCACCACAACACCUCUGAAUAUCUACAUAAAGGACAAAAAGAGAAUUUUUCCAUGCCAAUUUAAUAGGCCGGGCAACACCACAUGCGCUUCCACGGAGGUCUGUCUAGGAAAUUUCACCCAUUAUUCGUGCAUCAACCCGAUCACUUUGUACGAUGGUAAAUUUUGCCCGGCGCUACCACAAGUUCACUAUGGCCAGUUCGCAGCACCGCAGCACAGCAACGUGUCUGUACAUCAGCAGGCCCGUGUGGUGUGCAAACUGGGAUAUAGUCCAAGCGACAAGAUCUCGACAUGUUUGAUGGACGUCACGGGAAACGCCAUCUCCUACCGCUGGUAUCCAGUUCCGACAUGCCGUCAGAAUCUGAAAUACUGCAAGCCCUUGAGCCCGCUCACGCACGGCAAAUUGAUUUACAACCACCAGCGCCGGAACACGCUGGGUUCGCCUGGACAAUUUGAGUGCGACUACGGCUAUGGAGGCUCACACCGGGGCAAACAUGGACUUCACUUUGUUUACACCUGGACGUCUAUAUGCCAAUAUAAAACCGCCGCCGAGGGCUAUUGGUUGGGCGCAGACAGGUUUUGUCAGCCCGUACCGACGUAUUGCCCGUUGCCGUCAGCUGUGAAUGUGACACACGGGCACCUGCGUGGAGACCUGCAGACCAUUGGCAGCAAGGCGGAAGUGAGGUGCAACAACGGAACCACCCGGGUCGGUCCCCAGCACCCUACCUGCAUCGUGAACCUAGAUCAGCCCAGGAGUGGCAUGUGGUACCCAAUGUCAUACUGUAGGGCCAAUCGUACACUCUGCCCGGACUAUCAUCCCAUCGAACAUGGUGGAUUUAGUUACGACGCGAUACGGCCGAAUUUUGUCAACGUUUGGUGUGACAUUGGCUAUGCUCUGAACAGACGGGAUAUAAGUUAUUGCAUGCCAGACGGGAACUGGUCACAUCACCAGAACUGCUCAGUCAUAGAUUUCUACUGCCCAGCACUUUCACCUGUGAAGAAUGGAGUGUUAACCUAUGAAGAUAAUGGAACUAUUUGGAGCAGAGCUUUUCUGACUUGCAAUUAUGGAUAUCGCUCCAUAUACAAUAGAGUCCUUACAUGUCAGCAAGGAGCUCAAAACUCCAGUGGUGGACAGUGGAGUGAGCGUACGAACUGCACAGUCGUCAAUCAGUUCUGCCCUGUUCACCCGCAAGUACUGAAUGGCUCUCUCUCAACCCCGUAUGACCGGAAAAUCCAUGCCAAUAUCACGGACAACUUCGAGUGUGAUAUUGGUUUUGUGCCCAGUGGAGAAGCUUUUUGCCUCUCAGCUAAAGAUGGCCAGGCUGUGUGGAAUACCACCCUGACUUGUGUCAGGAUUGCUGGAUACUGUGCAGACCCUCACUCGGUUCUUCGCGGUGUUGUUGGCCAAACGAGUCUCGGCAGCUACCAGGGUAGAGUCGGAGAUAAUUUCACAUUCCAGUGCCAGAACAUCUUCGGCCUGCGUCCCGGCAUAGUCGUCCAUUGCUUGUUGCAGAGCAUCCAGCAAGGCAUUUGGAGCGCCAUGCCGACUUGCAAAGAAGAUGAGGUGGAUUGUCCGGGCACCCAGUACAAAAUCUUCACUCCACCAUUGCUGGAAGCGUCCAACUACACCCUGGCAGAGAAGCGGUGUGCAGUGUUCGGAGCUGUCCUUCCUUGGUCCAGCCUGAGCACCUGUGUGCAGAUACUCGUUGACAGCACACAGUGGGCUAGCAAGCUAUGGCUGAGGACGGCGCAGAGCCAAGUCUCCCCAACAACCACGGUAUCGACCUGGCUGGGAAGCAAGUCACUCGCCGACCAGCGACUCCACAUCAUGUGUAGCUUUCUGCAGUUCCUGAGCUGUUCAGCCAGCGGCACCGUCCUCUACUACCCGACUCUGCCGAUACACAAGCACUCUCACGUCUCCGCCAAGCAGCUGUGCUCACAGCGAAGCGGGCGUCUGCCACGCAGGAGCGACUUAACCUGUGUGCAUGAGCUGUUGCGGCAGAAUCGCGAUGCUCUCCCCGUGUGGCUGCGGGGAACCGAGGGCGCUUCCAAGGCGCUCAACAGUGACAAUGUGGCCGUUUCAGCUAGUACCAAACUGCGUGUGAUAUGCGAAUCUUCUAGUCCCCAGGACCCCUGCCCGUGGCUGAGCAUCCCGAAUGCUCGCGUGACGUACCGCUAUGGCCGAUCGAGCGGAUCCACUGCCGUCGUGAAUUGUGACAGGACAUACAGAUUGUCCGGUGCAGCACAUUUACAUUGCGGGCAAGAUGCGGACGGGACGUUCAAGUGGACGGCUUCGAGUGGAUCCGGUUCAGGUGCAACUGCUUGCAUAUUGGACAGUGGCUAUUGCAGGCUGCCCACCCCUAUGAGCUACGGCGUGUACCACAACACAAAGAAUCGCAGCGUCGGUGCUUCUGCACUGCUCGUCUGCGACGACGGGUACCAGACGGCGCACGGCACCAUCACGUGCCUGGAUUUCAUUCAGGAUUUGGGAAAAUGGACUAGUCCGGCGCAAUGUGUGCAUCGUUCUACCUACUGCCCAACGCCAGUUGUACGGCAUGGCCACUUCCGUGGGCCCUUAUAUCUUUAUCUCGGCGGCAACAUCAUGCUCGUGUGCGACACAGGUUACAGGGCCAGUGGACGCGUGGCGUUCACGUGCCUGCGGCUAGAUGGGCAAGGUGGAGUUUGGAGCGGCACCGGAAGAUGUGACGACAUCAAUGAGUGUGUAACUGGAGUGCAUAACUGUGUUGCGCAGACCAAGUGUCACAACACUCCGGGCUCGUACGUUUGUUGUCGAUACGGAUUCAGCUUCAAGCAAGGAGCCUGUCAACAAAUGGAUCGCUACUGCCCUGCCCUCAGUAUAGUGAACGGUGCUCUCUCAAGUUCCAGUGUGGCAGCUGUGGACACCGUCCUUGGCCUCACCUGCGUGCUGGGUUUUCAACCCAUAGCAGGCACCAAGUUUGCAUGCCAGCCCUACUUCCUGAAUCUUGGAAAAUGGAACGCCACACCUAUCUGUCAAGAGGUGCUGAGCUACUGUGCAAAGAUCACCAUCGAUCAUGGCUCGGUGACGUACGAUCGUGAAAGAAGACUGAACAGUGGCGCGGCGUUGAUGUGUGAAGAAGGCUUCAUUCCAGUGUCACGGAGCUCAUCCAAGUGUGGGCCUGGCGACAGCAAAGCGGGUGCCUGGAGCAAUGUCUUGGCAUGCAAGUUGGACACGGAGUAUUGCGCUCACCACGGGGCAGUUUCAAACGGCAACAUCUCUCGCCAUGCCAACCGCACCCUGGGCACGGUUGCCAAGGUCACCUGCCAUGACGGUUACAUCAAGACUGCCAGUGCCCUGUUGUGGUGUAGAUCUGCUGCAUCACCACCACCACCAGGGUCUGGACCAGCUGGCAAGUGGAAUGACACAGCUAAGUGUGAACGCAAAGUUGGCUUCUGCCCUCAGCCGACUGCCGUGAGAGGAGUUCUGCAUGGAACAACAAGUGGAAAAAUAGGUGACACUCUUGUCUUGUCUUGCUUUCCAAGACACAUUCCAGUGCAAGGCACGGUUCUGUCCUGUGUUGCCGUGAAUGCUGCGACUGGCAAAUGGAACGCAUCAGCUGUAUGCAAUGACGAGUUCAAGUGUUCAGGCACGGCAAUCAAGCUAGCGGUACCUGUGUUCGACCACGCCAUGAACUACAAAUCAGCCAAGGAUAACUGUGGCCAGCUGGGCGGCCGAAUUGUCACACCGUCGUCGCUGACCUGCCUGCAGUCGUUCAUCCCCCCUCUCGCUAGGGGCGGUAGUGAGUACUGGGUCGGAGAGGAGUCCACGCAUGGCCUGCUGGGACCAGUGGCACACGACACCCAACUGCAGAUGGUCAAGAGCACAGCCUCGCUGAAAGUAGUCUGCGAAAUUGUUUAUGAGUACACAUGCCCAUCGACCAAAUCGAAACUCGUCGUGCCGCACAGCAUCGCCUCCAUAGAUACUUUCACCGUGGCCAGCCGUGUCUGCGACGACCUCGGUGCUCAUUUAGCUGAUCUGCACGACGUGUCCUGCGUGAACCAGUUUCUGGAGCUGAGCGGGGAUCGCCAUAGCGCCUGGCUGAGGGACCGACGCGGUGUUGACCAGGCGCUGACAACCAACGCGUUCAGCAAGACGGUCUCCGCCAACGACACUGGCUCACAUCACCGGAUUGUGUGCGAAUUGGCCGAUGCUGCCGACUACUGUCCCUGGAUCAAUCCAGCACACAGCUCAGUUAAGCUGUCCAAGGGAAGAUCCCUUCAUUCCACCGCACAGGUUACAUGUGACGAAGGGUAUUUCCCCGAGAACGGGCUCACCCUCGUGCAGUGCUUGCAUGAGACCAGCUCGUACGGAAUGUGGAGCGGAGUUCCAGUUUGUAUCGCCGACAAUAACUACUGUCUGCAGAUUGCGGGAAUCGGCUAUGGGAAGAUGCGCUACGACACAGCACGCAAGAUAGGUGGCACAGCUACACUGGUCUGCGAAGCCGGCUAUGUGGCCAAGUUCGGCGCCACUCUCACAUGCAUCAUGCAAGCUUCUGGCUACGGAAAGUGGGACAGAACGGCAAUGUGCGAGAAAAACCCAAUGUACUGUCCUGCUCUGACCUUCCCGAACGGAGCCGUCACUCACUCAUCCGCCAGGAAACUGGGCGACUCCAGCAACAUCAAGUGUUCGCACGGCUUCUAUCCAGGCGCGGGGACCAGUUUCCACUGCCGGAAGAAGACGAGCACGGACGGCAAGUGGAGCGGAGUGCCACUGUGUUUACCAAUUACAUCAUACUGCAAGACACUCAGGCUGGACAAUGGUGAUUUGGCCAACGCUACUGAUGCCACACUUGACAGCGUGGAGCUUCUGGUGUGUCACCAUGGUUACCAAGCAAGCAGCCUGGCUGCUCGUAGCUAUAAGUGCACUGUGGACAAGUCAGAUGUAGGACGUUGGGCUGGAACGGCUGUCUGUCAGAAAAUUGCCGACUACUGUCCAAUGAUCAGCAUGGACUAUGGUGCAAUGCGCUAUGACCACAGCCGGAGGAUCAGCACAGGAGCCACGCUGAAGUGCGAGGAAGGCUACCUGCCAUCGCAUGGGACCAGGUUUACAUGCAAGGCUGGGAACGUGUCGCUGGGCCAGUGGAACGAGACCGCUAGAUGUGUCGUCAAUACCAACUACUGCAACCACCAUGGGACAGUCCCCAAUGGUCAGGUCACCUAUGAUGUCGGCAUGCAUCACGGAGCCGUCUCCAACGUAACCUGCAACCAUGGCUACCAGGCAGCUGACGGCGUAUGGCUGUGGUGCGUGACAUCAAAGCCGGGAAGAGGAGUGUGGAACUCGUCAGCAACCUGUCAGAAAAUACCCGAGUACUGUCCCGUGCUGUCGAUUGCCACCGGUACGCUCAGCAGCCAAUCACAGCACCUGGAUGCCGCGGUGACGAUGGCUUGUCGUCACGGUUACGUGACGGCACACCCGCUGGUGUUCAAGUGCCUGAGCCAUGACAGUGCACACGGACGUUGGAACGAAACUGCAGAAUGUCUGCUAAUUACCGACUACUGCAACGGGCUGACGGUUACGCACGGAUCAGUGUCACACAGCGCCGGCCCACGGCUAGGCGACGUUGCACUGCUCACCUGUGAGGAGGGCUAUGUCCCGCAAACCGUCGCAGCCUUCACCUGUCUUGCGGCCAAUGUGUCCAAUGGUCAAUGGAGUGACCAGCCUCGUUGUGUUUUGAAUCACACGUACUGCAGUGAACAUGGCCAGGUAUCCAACGGUAGUUUGGUUUAUAACAGACCACGGAUACUGGGUAGCGUUGCUGACCUGCGCUGUGACCUGGGCUUUGCAGCCGUGCAGUCUGCACGCAUUGCCUGCAACAGCAAGUCACCCGGGGUGGGAGCGUGGAAUGCCACUGCAAAGUGCAUCAAGAAGCCUUCCUAUUGUCCAUUGCUGGAAAUACCGCAUGGUCGAAUAGCCAAUGCACACAAACUGGCCUUGGAGGACGUGUUUAAUUUUAGUUGCAGUACUGGAUACUACUCUGUGAAUGGUAGCCAGCUGUUGUGUGAGACCCUGAAUGAAACUAUGGGCAAGUGGAAUGUCACCUCCGAUUGUCUGCCUCUGGAGAACUACUGCCCGGCAUUGGAUGUAGACAACGGGUUUCUAACAUACGACAAGGCUAAUGAACCUGGUUCACUUGCCCAGCUUACCUGCGAUGAUGGUUAUACAUCUCAUUUACCCACCACACAGUUCACGUGUGAAACUGUGGACCGGGUCAUGGGAAAGUGGUCAGCGACGCCUAGAUGUAAAAUUAUCGCUGGCUAUUGCCGUCGUGUUCUCAUUGAGUACGGCACAAUGGCGUAUUUAGGUUUAGGAACUGUGGCAUCCAGAUCAAGACUGACAUGUUUCCGCGGCUAUGCCCCCGUGCAAGGAACCGACUUUGAGUGUGAGCUGAAAGACCCUACCAUCGGCCAGUGGAAUGCCACCAUAGAAUGUGCAGCGGACUGCUCUGACGUUGCCGUGGGAAACGGCUCCCUUGCCUUUGUACCGGGAACAGGGAAGCAUGCCAGCACGCUACUGACCUGUGACCCGGGAUACGAACCUGAGAACGCUACCACAAUCUUCACUUGCUUGCAUAUCGACAAGACAACCACGCAACUUCUAGGAGCACCGACUUGCAAGUAUAUUCACAACUUUUGCCCCCCACUGGAGGACCAACUCGGAAACUUCACCUACUCGAGGAACCGCACGAUUGGCGAUCAUGCCACCCUGGAGUGUCAAGCGGGUUUUAUCCCGUCCUCUAGUAAACACCCGACGUGCAUAGCAAAUGGACUUGCCAGAACUGGAGCGUGGAGUCGUGCGCUCGAAUGCACAGUGAAUCGUGCCUACUGUCCGGAGAUCAGCAUAGCCAGUGGCGCUGGACGGGUAUCCUUUUCAAAUGAACGGGAGCUUGGCUCCGUGGCAACGUUCUCUUGUAGCCAUGGUUACAAGUCGGUGUCCGAGCCCAUAUGCAUGGAGGCCGGGCAAAUGGAAGGAGUGUGGAACGACAGCAGCACAUGUCAAUUGAGAGAAGAGUUCUGCCGAACUGCCGAGAUCCAGCAUGGUUCUCUAGAGGUCAUCAACGGCAAUAACGUCAGGGCAAUCGCAGAGAUCAUUUGUGAAGACGGUUACAGAGCGGCUGGUCAUCGUCAAUUCUCUUGCAUAGCAGUCAAUGAACAUUAUGGCGUGUGGACUGGUAGUGCAGUGUGCGAAGUGUCGAAGAUCGAGGGCAGUAAAGGUGUGGCCGUUAUCCUGCCCAGCGCUCUGGGUGGCCUCGCCGUGAUUAGCGCGCUUUUGCUCAUCAUCAUCUGCCACUCAAAACGGACGCGGAAACCAGUCGCAAUCUCCCACAUGCUUUCCAGGACAAUGCUGUCUAAUGUGUCCACGUUGACCUCGAGGUACACUAAAACGAUGGCAGAGGAGGAGAAGGAAGUAUUAGCAGGACGGCAAGACAAAAUGCCGGAAGAUGAUACCUACCUUCGGCCAGCCGAUGCCCUGAAGCUCGUUAACAAUGCCGGCGGCAAACGGCGAAGCACUUUGCUUCCGGAUGACGGUGCAAUAACCCGAACAAGGUCAAGUACGAUUGGAUCUCACCUCGGCCUUCAAUCGGAGUGUGAUCACGAUCUGUCCAAUGCCUCAGAAUGUGCCGGUGGGCACGGCAAUCAGAAUCCCGUUGAAGGGUACGACCAGUUCAGCACGGGGUCAACACUGAAUCCGGGAGUCGGCUAUGAUCAAUUCGGCGCUGGCGGUGGUGGCAAAUACGAUGAAUUUGGCACGGGAUCACCUGUUAAUCCGGGAAUCGGCUAUAAUCAAUUCGGCGCUGGCGUUGGUGGCAAAUACGAUGAAUUUGGCACGGGAUCACCUGUUAAUCCGGGAAUCGGCUAUGAUCAAUUCGGCGCUGGUGGUGCUGGCGGUGGUGAUGGCCUGACAUCAGAGAUUGGUUAUGACGCAUGUAACGGACUGACCACCACCAACAAUGGCAUAGUACACAGCAGGUCGGAUCCGAUCUACGAUUGAUUUUUAAGGACCAGCGACAAGUAAUGAAUGCUGAUCCACAGAGACUGACUGACCCAUGGCAGCCUAGUUCAUGCUCUAGUGUACACUAUGCCCAAAGAGCACACGGUGUUGCAUCGAUGGUUGCACUACCGUGCUACACCAUUCCACCCGGCAGCUCCGUAUACACGCCAUUCGAACUCUGGGGCGAUUUGGCACGGAGGAACCAUCAGUUGUCGCAAGUCGACAUCAGCACUGCCGAGCUUUCCAUCAAACACCUGAUCAUAAGCACCAAUGAAACAAGCACAAUCAAACACCUGAUCGUAAGCACCAAUGUGAGCAGCCACUGGCCUCGUAUCCUGAUGCCGAUGUUCGGCGAGUGCAUUCGGAGCACAGGGUAUUCCCGGAGUGCAUCGUGUUUGAACUUGCAUGUUUCAAGACUCACAUACCAAUAUAGAAAUCCACAGCACCAUACACGGCAACUUUAACCCUGAUGUGCUGGAGUGGCCAUGAGCUGCACACGGCCAGCAACUCAAGGCCUUUGCAAUGCACGCCAGAGUUGCCGGUCGCAGCAGUCCACGUGCAUGUAUUUGUGUAACACAUUGCUGCCAAGCGCAUUCCUAUUUUCUUCAAGCUCAAAUCAUGUGAGAUUUUCAUCAAUCGGAGCAUGGCUAUGCUUGCCGGGGUUUUUUCUUCCUACUGGCCUCACCUGUUUAACGCUAGGUAAUUUGUAUUUUUUCCCCCAGGAGCAUAAUUAUACAGUGCAUGGCCACUUAUUCACACGUCAUUCUCAAGGACGUAAAUAUACGUCCUUAGCGGUGACAGGGUUAUGUAAAGCAGAGAGUCACUCCCGUGCAUUUCAGUCUUAAAAGUCACAUAUACGAUGCUGCUUGCUCAUGUACACAAUCAUGGUCCGCUGACUGAGUGAUUACAACACCACGGACGGGGAUUUUCCUGCAAGGAACAUCGCCCGAACAGUGAUGACUCAUCGUUGAUGUACAUGCAGCAAUAGAGUAUGCUUGGAUUUCACUUCUCCACCUGUAUUCAUAAUUCUAAUUCUGCUCACACAUGAAUUUUCUUUGUUGGCACAUGCCUGAGAGUGAGGUGCAUGAUUGGUGGACUGCUGUUAUACUUGCCAAUGAAAGACUGAAUAAUCAAAUGAAUGGCUGCUGGACAAAGCUCAAACUGUGCCUUCAGCAAAGGGGGAUAUUAUUAUUAUUCAUCUGUAUACUUUUGAGGCUUUUUUUCUUCAUCCUGUAAUGACCUAUAGCCACCCAAUGUCCACCUGGAAUUCAUCCAAUGUUCACCUGGAAUUCAUCCAAUGUCCACCUCGAAUUCAUCCAAUGUCCACCUCGAAUUCAUCCAAUGUUCACCUGGAAUUCACCCAAUGUCCACCUCGAAUUCACCCAAUGUCCACCUGGAAUUCACCCAAUGUCC